CACGGAAUAACCGUUCAUGGCUGCUUACUCCUAUUACUGCCAGCUAGAUUACAGCUGGAUUAUAGCUGUAAUACAGCUCAUCAACUUCAUCCUCCUAUGUCUAUAAAUACAACAUUAGGUGUUAGUUUAAUUUUUAGUUUUUGUAAUUGAAAACUCAUUCAAUAUAAUUGCAGUUUCUAGUUUGUUUUCUGAUAUGGUAUCAAAGCGGGUCUGGCUCGGGUUCUUAAUUUGCCGGUUGUCCGUCUGGAUGUCCAGUCCCAGCGGCUCGGUCCGGUAUUGCCGCUGCGUAUUAAAUCAAAAAUUUCAGUGGGUCUGGCCCGGAUUCUUAAUUUGCCGGUUGUCCAUCUGGAUGUUCAUUCCCAGCGGCCCGGUCCGGUGUUGCCGCUGCUUGUUAAAUCAAAAAGUUUCAGUUUCAGGGGGAGUCAAUUUCAAGUGACAGCCGGAUGUGCAGUCCCGGUUGCACUUGAGGGGGAGUGUUAAAGAUAAUCCCACAUUGUUUAGGAGAACAAACGAGCCCGGGAGUUGGUGUUGCCGCCGCGUUUUCGAUCGUUGUUGUUCUUCGUUGUAUCCAAGUGAUCCGGAUUGAUUUGAUUGUUGUUCUCCGUUGUAUCCAAGUGAUCCGGAUUGAUUUGAUUGAUAUUCUUUUGAUUGGUUUUGUUUGAAUUUAGAUUGAUUGUUCGUCGUUAUUCAUCGACUCUGUUCUUGUUUGGAGCUGCAUCAAUGGCUGCUCAGAUUCCAAAUCGAUUAUUCGGUUCAAUACUAUCGAUUACUCGUGAUUUCAGGUUCUUUUUUUAUCAAAUUUGAUAAGUUUCAAUUCAUUAUCGGUUCAAUUUCAAAUUUCAAAUGUUUUGAUUUCAGUUCAUUGCUUUAUCAGUGACUGAAUUACAAUCUCAGCUUCGUUCAAUUUCAGUUUUCUCUUAUCAAUUCACUGUUUGUUCUCUUCAAAAAGUUUGAAGAAAUUAUGAUUUCUUAUCUUUGUUGCUGUCAGUUUUGACAAGCUUAGUUUUCAUUCCAUUUGAAUCCUGUUCAAUUUGAGUUUGUAUCACUGAUAUCAUUCUCAAAAUCAUUGAUAUAUUUCUGGAAAUAUAAAGUUUGGUGAUUAAGUUGAUUUAGAAAUUCAAAGUUCCUACUGUUUUUAAGAGAAGUGAAGGUUUUAAUAGAACACAUUGAAAAAGCAAAUGAUCAGUUAUGUAGCAAUUUGUUGCAAGUAUUGACGGUGUAAUCAUUUUAAUUUUGUAGAAAUACUAGUUGAUGAAAGUUCAUAAGGUUUUUUGAUCUCAGAUGAUUCAUUUGUGAGGAUAGAUAAUUUUUCUAGUAAUGCUCAUCAAGUGUUUGGUAGAAUUCCUAAAUGGGAAUGAAGAAAUCUGCUACUACUUCUUCACUUGAUAAGGGAUAUUGUUGCUCAUCAUGAUAAAUUGUCAAUGUAUCAAUGGAGGAUCACAUCUCCAUGAUUUUAUUUGGCAAGAUAUUAGAGUUGGUUUUGCUUUGUAUUGGUAUGAAAAGCUAAAGUGUGAUGGGUUGCAUUAUUCAUGCUCUGGGCAAUUUGUUACACAAGUAAAUAUUCUUGCAUCAGAAUGGAUAUAUAUAACUUUGAAGAGAAAGUGUCAUUCUAGUUUGGCUGAAGAUUUCAUGAUGCCUGCAAUCCAGCAAGGUGUUGGCCAUGAGAAUUGUCAUGCAAGCUCUGCUGUUCCAAGAGCUGAAGUUGUUGUCUUAUCAAGCUCGGCAUAUUUGAUAGCUAUGCCUAGCUUGAGGGGGGUAACACGGAAUAACCGUUCAUGGCUGCUUACUCCUAUUACUGCCAGCUAGAUUACAGCUGGAUUAUAGCUACAAUAAAUCAUGGAAUUUCAAGUUCAUUUUUGGACAAAGUGCGGUCAGAUGCAGAGCAAUUCUUUGGGCUUCCGUUGAAGGAGAAGCAGAAAUAUGGUAGAGAAGGUGACAGCAUAGAAGGUUACGGGAAUGAUGUCAUUUUUUCAGAUGAUCAAAUGCUUGACUGGAAUGACAGGCUAUACCUUAUAAUCAGUCCUCAAGACAAGAGGCUCCUCAAAUUCUGGCCUCUAAAUCCUGCAACUUUUAGGGAAACAUUGUUUGAAUACACUAAAAAGUUGCAGCUGUUAGCUGAGAUUGUCCUCAAGGCCAUGGCAAUGUCAUUGAACUUGGAAGAAAAUUGCUUUUUAGAUCAAUGCGGAGAAAACCCAAUGAUGCGUGCACGAUUCAACUAUUAUCCUCCAUGUUCAAAGCAUCAUCAAGUUCUUGGACUAAAACCACAUUCCGAUUCAUCACUAAUCACAAUUCUACUUCAAGAUAAAGAAAUUGAAGGUCUCCAAAUCCUGAAAGACGAUGAAUGGUUUAGAGUUCCUAUCAUUCCCGAAACUCUUCUGAUUAACCUUGGAGAACAAGCAGAGCUAAUGAGCAAUGGAUUGUUUAAGAGUCCAGUACACAGGGUGGUGGUAAACCCUGACAAGGGGCGGUUUUCUCAGGCGGUAUUCUAUCAUCCUGAUCCUGAAAAAUAUAUAGAACCUGCUGAUGGACUGGUCAAUGAAACAAGGCCAAGACUAUACAACAAGGUGAAAAAUUAUUUUAGUAAUUAUGCUCGGUACUACCAGCAGAGAAAGAGAUUGGUUGAUGCUCUCAAAGUUUGACAUUUUCGAUUCCAGUGUAUGUUAUGUUUUAGCUUGUCCUUGUAGUUCGGAAAAAUUAAGGUUAUUUGGUUCUUGUCAAAUCCUCCAACAGUAAUAAUCUGUCAAACAUAAAAGCUUUGAAUUGCACAAUUUAAGAUAAUUUAUCUA
Mercurialis annua (annual mercury) is the source of this 2786-nucleotide messenger RNA. Its product is annotated as protein SRG1-like. The record is from RefSeq and is a predicted model, not a curated record. The transcript is spliced from 4 exons. NCBI's taxonomy places the organism in Eukaryota, Viridiplantae, Streptophyta, Magnoliopsida, Malpighiales, Euphorbiaceae. The coding region runs from base 1776 to 2639 and encodes 287 amino acids.